This is a messenger RNA of Nicotiana tabacum (common tobacco), 2327 nucleotides long. The record is from RefSeq and is a predicted model, not a curated record. Lineage: Eukaryota; Viridiplantae; Streptophyta; Magnoliopsida; Solanales; Solanaceae.
UUCUUUGAAGGAACAAACAAAUAAACCAGUCCAACUUCACGACUUUUCUCUCUCUGUUUCACUUCGCGUCCUUUCAAGUCCAUAUAGCCAGCUUUUCUUUUUCUCUUCUCUCCAAAAAAACUUAAUUCACAAGCUAUCUUUGUUCAAUUGUAGAGCUUAGCUUAGGGUCCUGUACAGAGCGAAAAACAGAAGAAAGAUGACGACGAUGGGGAGCUUAAUAGGUUUAGUGAACAGAAUUCAGAUGGCAUGUACUGCUCUUGGUGAUUAUGGCGGCGGCGAUAACUCUUUCUCUUCUCUUUGGGAUGAACUUCCCUCUGUUGCCGUCGUCGGUGGUCAGAGUUCAGGGAAGUCGUCUGUGUUGGAAAGUAUAGUGGGACGAGAUUUUCUUCCACGAGGAUCAGGUAACGCCAUUUUGGAUCAAUUCGAUUUUGUUAUAUUAUUGAUGAUCAUUACUGGAUGCUGGUGCAAAAGAUGUGAUUUUUAUACGUUCUUUGCUUUUACAGACCUCGUACGCAGGGAGAUUCAGGAUGAAACUGACAGAGUCACAGGGAAAACAAAGCAGAUUUCUCCUGUUCCUAUCCACUUGAGCAUAUAUUCCCCAAAUGUGGUCAACUUAACACUGAUUGAUUUACCUGGUUUGACCAAAGUUGCUGUUGAGGAGCAGCCUGAGAGUGUUGUCAAAGACAUUGAAGACAUGGUUCAAUCUUACGUUGCAAAGCCCAACUGCAUCAUACUAGCAAUUUCUCCUGCGAAUCAGGAUAUUGCCACGUCAGAUGCUAUAAAACUUUCAAGGGAAGUAGAUCCCACAGGAGAACGGACAUUUGGCGUGUUGACCAAGCUUGAUUUGAUGGAUAAAGGGACUAAUGCUUUAGAUGUUCUAGAAGGAAGGGCUUAUCUUUUGCAAUAUCCUUGGGUUGGAAUCGUGAAUCGUUCACAAGCUGAUAUAAAUAAAAAUGUGGACAUGAUCUAUGCGAGAAGGAAGGAGCGUGAAUAUUUUGCAAGCAGUCCUGACUAUGGGCAUCUGGCUAGUAAAAUGGGUUCAGAAUAUCUUGCAAAACUUCUCUCGAAGCACUUGGAGUCUGUAAUUCUAGCUAAAAUACCGGGCAUCACCUCAGUUAUUAAUAAAGGCAUAGAUGAACUUGAAUCUGAGAUGGACCACCUUGGGAGGCCUAUUGCUGUUGAUGCAGGGGCACAAUUGUAUACUAUCUUGGAACUUUGCCGUGCUUUUGACAAGAUAUUCAAAGAGCAUCUGGAUGGAGGCCGACCAGGAGGUGAUCGAAUUUAUGGAGUUUUUGACAAUCAGCUUCCUGCUGCUUUAAGAAAACUCCCAUUUGACCGGCAUCUUUCAAUACAAAAUGUGAGAAAAGUUGUCUCAGAGGCAGAUGGAUAUCAGCCUCAUUUGAUUGCACCUGAGCAAGGUUAUAGACGGCUUAUUGAGGGAGCACUAAAUUAUUAUAGAGGGCCAGCUGAAGCCUCAGUAGAUGCUGUUCACUUUGUCUUAAAGGAACUUGUGAGGAAUUCAGUCGGAGAAUGUCAGGAGUUGAAGCGGUUUCCCAGUCUGCAAUCUGCAAUAGCUGUGGCCUCGUAUGAAGCCUUGGAAAAAUUUCGCGAUGAAGGUAGAAAGACAGUCGUAAGACUGGUGGACAUGGAAUCCUCCUAUCUGACAGUGGAUUUUUUCAGAAAACUUCCUCAGGAAGUGGAGAAAGGGGGGAAUCCAGCAACUACUAAAGGGGGAAAUCCAGCAGCUACUCCUGUUGUAGACCGGCAUGCAGAGGGUCACUUUAGGAGGAUUGGUUCAAAUGUAUCAUCUUAUGUAAAUAUGGUGACCGAUACGCUGAGGAACACUAUCCCUAAAGCAGUGGUUUAUUGCCAAGUUAAGGAGGCCAAACAAUCUCUACUAAAUCACUUCUACACUCAAAUUGGGAAGAAAGAGGGCAAGGAACUUGCAGAAUUGUUAGAUGAAGACCCAGCUUUGAUGGAGAAAAGAGUGCAAUGUGCUAAGAGGCUUGAACUAUACAAGAAAGCAAGAGAUGAAAUUGAUUCUGUAUCGUCGGUUCGAUGAGAUUGGGUGCCAGACAUUCUUGUAAAAUAGUGCAAUUCACGGGUUAGAUUACAGUGAUAGUAGUUGCUCCUUGGUCAUCAUUUGACAGCAUAUAUUCUUUGAUUGUAUUAGAAGUUAUCAUCACAAUAUUAGUGGAUUGUUGCUUAAUGACAUGUUUGUGAAUGACUGAGCUACCACAUAUAUUCAUAUGCCAUUUUGUUCCGGCAUCUCCUCUCCAUUUUGUACUAGUACUUUUGAUAUAUAUGUUCUUUUGGUUUCCAUACUA